Messenger RNA from Triticum dicoccoides, 861 nucleotides. RefSeq names its product disease resistance protein PIK6-NP-like. The record is from RefSeq and is a predicted model, not a curated record. Bases 1 to 861 code for a protein of 286 amino acids. The transcript has a single exon. Gene Ontology annotation, molecular function: ADP binding. NCBI's taxonomy places the organism in Eukaryota, Viridiplantae, Streptophyta, Magnoliopsida, Poales, Poaceae.
AUGGAGGGGAAGACGCAGAUUGUGUCCAUCGUCGGGCAGCUGGUGGGGGAGGAGUACCGGCAGCUCCGCGAUGUAGCCGGCCAGGUGGCUGAGCUCAGGGACGAGCUGGACACCAUGAACGCCAUCCUCCGCAUGCUGUCCGAUGCCGACGAGGGCGCCGUGGACCACUUCAUCCGGGCGUGGAUGAAGCAGGUUCGCGAGCUCGCAUACGACGCGGAGGAUUGUGUUCACCUUUACAUCCUCCGCAUCCGGUGCCGGCCGAGAGACGGCUUUCUCGUCUGGUCCAAGCGCAUCCUCACGACGCUCUUCACUCGCCGUCGGCUGGCUCGUGAGAUCCAGGAGCUCCGCGCCCGUGCUGUCGUGAUCAGUGAGCGUCAUGCGCGUUACGGCGUCAGCCGUAAGGCGCUGAGCCGCUCUACAUCUCCUUCUACCUCUGCGCCAGUGCUCCGCCAUGCGCGCAGCCUGGCAGCAAACGACCGUGACCAUCUCGUGGGCAUCACGGAGCAGGCUACCGAACUGGCCACGAUGGUUAAGGCUGUGAUUAACAGUGAGCGUGACAUGAAGCCCAAGGUGUUCUCCAUCGUGGGGUUCGGGGGGCUCGGGAAGACUACACUGGCGAUGGAGGUGUGCCAGCAGCUGGAGGCGGACUUCCAACGCCAAGCACAAGUUUCCGUGUCCCAGGCGUUCCGCGGCACAAAGGAUAUGGAGGGACUGCUGAGGCGCAUGCUUCGCCAAAUCGUGAAGCCAAAAGUAGAUAACGCGCAAGGUAUCAAGGAAGAAGAACCCCUAGAUGACAUCGACAACAAGGAUGAAGACGACCUCACUAACAUGCUCAAGGAGAUUCUGAAGGACAUGAGGUAA